This is a messenger RNA of Grammomys surdaster, 3926 nucleotides long. RefSeq names its product zinc finger protein 800 (gene Znf800). The transcript has 6 exons. NCBI's taxonomy places the organism in Eukaryota, Metazoa, Chordata, Mammalia, Rodentia, Muridae. The record is from RefSeq and is a predicted model, not a curated record. Bases 211 to 2205 code for a protein of 664 amino acids.
CGCUCCCUGUCGCAGCCGGAGACUUCGCUGCUUCCCCCUUCCUACCCUCUCCACGGCGGUCGCUCGGGCUGUCCAGGGAAGGGGCGGCCAAGAGAGAACGGGACUGACUUCCAUAAAGUUUCCCGAAGCAUCUGCUACCCGAAAGGCCCCAGCCAAGCCGCAAUGAAGAGCUUCUCACAGUAAAAGGAAAAUAGGUCGCACCCAUUAAAAAUGCCUUUGAGGGACAAAUACUGUCAAACCGACCACCAUCAUCACGGAUGCUGCGAACCAGUUUAUAUCCUGGAGCCUGGAGAUCCUCCUUUAUUACAGCAACCAGUACAGACAUCCAAAUCUGGUAUUCAGCAAAUAAUUGAGUGCUUUCGAUCAGGAACCAAACAACUUAAACAUAUUUUAUUAAAAGAUGUGGACACUAUUUUUGAAUGUAAAUUAUGCCGUAGUCUCUUUAGAGGAUUACCAAAUUUAAUUACUCAUAAAAAAUUUUACUGCCCACCAAGUCUCCAAAUGGAUGACAAUCUUCCUGAUGUAAAUGAUAAGCAAAGCCAAGCCAUAAGUGAUCUCUUAGAAGCCAUAUAUCCAAGAGUGGACAAGAGAGAAUAUAUUAUUAAGCUAGAACCCAUAGAAACCAACCAAAAUGCAGUGUUUCAAUACAUUUCAAGGACUGAUAAUCCUGCUGAAGUGACAGAGUCAAGCAGUACCCCUGAACAAACUGAAGUUCAAAUACAGGAGACAAGCUCGGAACAGCCAAAAGCAGUCCCCGAUGCAGACACAGAGGUGGUGGAGGCCAUAGAGUCUCCUCCUGUAGAGACUGUUGUAGAUGAAGCCACCGCUCCUGCCGAGGAACAACCUCAGGAAUCACAGGCUGACUUGGAGACAUCUGACAGUUCUGACCUUGGUCACCAGUUGAUAUGUUGUCUUUGUAGAAAAGAAUUCAAUUCUAGACGAGGUGUCCGUCGUCACAUUCGAAAAGUACACAAGAAAAAGAUGGAAGAACUAAAAAAAUACAUUGAAACACGAAAGACUCCAAACCAGUCUUCAAAAGGACGCAGUAAGAAUGUUCUGGUUUCAUUAAGUAGGAGUUGUCCAGUUUGUUGUAAAUCAUUUGCUACAAAAGCGAAUGUAAGGAGGCAUUUUGAUGAAGUUCACAGAGGACUGAGGAGGGAUUCAAUUACUCCUGAUAUAGCGACAAAGCCUGGGCAACCUUUGUUCCUGGAUUCCGCUUCUCCUAAAAAAUCUUUUAAGACUCGAAAACAAAAGUCUUCAAAGGCUGAAUACAAUUUAACUGCAUGCAAAUGCCUCCUUUGCAAGAGGAAAUACAGUUCACAAAUAAUGCUUAAGAGACAUAUGCAAAUUGUCCACAAGAUAACUCUUUCUGGAGCAAACUCUAAAAGAGAGAAAGGCCCUAAUAAUACUGCCAGCAGUUCAGAAGUAAAAGUUAAAGUUGAGCCAGCAGAUUCUGUAGAGUCUUCACCCCCUUCCAUUACCCAUUCUCCACAGAAUGAACUCAAGGGAACAAAUCAUUCAAAUGAAAAAAAGAACACACCGGCAACGCAGAAAAAUAAAGCUAAACAGGACUCUGAAAGCCCUAAAUCAGCUAGUCCUUCAGCUGCAGGUGGCCAGCAAAAAACCAGAAAACCAAAACUUUCAGCUGGCUUUGACUUUAAGCAACUUUACUGUAAACUCUGUAAACGCCAGUUUACUUCCAAGCAGAACUUGACUAAACACAUAGAGUUGCACACAGAUGGAAAUAACAUUUAUGUUAAGUUCUACAAGUGUCCUCUCUGCACUUACGAAACUCGUCGGAAACGUGAUGUGAUAAGACAUAUAACUGUGGUUCAUAAAAAGUCAUCUCGUUACCUUGGGAAAAUAACAGCCAGUUUAGAGAUCAGAGCUAUAAAAAAGCCUAUUGAUUUUGUUCUAAACAAAGUAGCAAAAAGAGGCCCUUCAAGGGAUGAAGCAAAACACAAUGAUUCAAAACAUGAUGGCGCUUCCAAUUCUCCUAGUAAAAAGUUUGAAGUAGCCGACGUCGGUAUUGAAGUGAAAGUCACAAAAAACUUUUCUCUUCACAGAUGCAAUAAAUGUGGAAAGGCAUUUGCUAAAAAGACAUACCUUGAACAUCAUAAGAAAACUCAUAAGGCAAAUGCUACCAAUUCACCUGAAGGAAACAAAACCAAAGGCCGAAGUACAAGAUCUAAGGCUCUUGUCUGAUAACUUCAAGUGAUGUACGAAAAGGUUUGGAGUUCAUUUUUGUGGAAAGACUUUAAGUUGUUAGAACCACUAAACGUCUUCACAUGGUACUAUGAGGAAAAAAAAAAAAGAACAUUUUCAUAAAAUCUCAACUGUAACUGCUGAUUUCUGACUAAAAACAAUAACCAUCUAACCAGUUUCUAAGGCAAUGCCCAUUCCAGCACUUUCGAGUAGCUGUGAUAUUAUAUAUUGUCUUCAUAGACCUUGAAUAUAUAGUCUACAAUUUCUACAAAAAUGUUGGGAAUUUCACUUUCCAAAUAAUUUGUUGAUUAAAAUGAUCAACAACUUGAAGGAAAUAAUAGUUUUCAAUUGAUAUAAACUUUGUGUUUUUAGUGGUUUAAGUUUAUUUUGUUUUACAUGCAAAAUUUUAUCUAGCUUGUAUAGAUAAGUAUGACUUUUGUAGAGAGCUUGUCAAUAGGAUCAGAAGACAGAUCAGUAUCAGUACAUAUGAAUAUUUAGUAGCUACUGAGUAUUUAUAGUUAUUCUGAAUCCAUUUAAAUUGAGUUUUUCUUUAGCACUUAAAUGUUUGAAAGUUUUAUUCUGAAAUACAUACUACAAAAUGUUCCAGUUCAUUUUAUGCAUAGAUCAUUAUUACAUUUGUCAUUUGUAAACAGACGUUUUUAUGAAAAUUAAACAUUCCCCUAUUUUUCUUUAAAUUUUAUAUAAAGCACUUUAAUGAUCGAUGCAAUCUUACUUCUCAGUUCCUAUUUUUUUAAAGAACACAUUUACUACUGUUUAUAUGAAGGUAAUAAAUAGCUUACUGAUAUUUUAUAGAUGCAGACAAUCCACGUGCAACCACUUCUUAUGUUUCUACUUUAUUUCUUUAAAUGUUGCUGGAAAGGAAGAUAGGGGUGUCCAUCUUAAUUUUUUUCUCCCAAGCAAAAAUUUUAAAUGACCACUUUAGAUAAUAUUUGAUUCCUACUGUAAAAUGGAAAAUAAUGAAUUCUUGUCCAUCUUUUGUAAUCAAGAUUUUAGGAAAAAAAGAAAUACAUCUAUCUUUAUGAAAUUUUGGGCAGGUUUUUGUGUAUCAAUAUUUUGUACUUUUAGGGAAUAUUUUAUUUUUUAGUAAUUUGUGUCAAAUUAUUUUAAAAGGUACUGCAGAAAGUAUACCAUGUUUUUAUAUAGGUUCACAGCUGUACUUAGAAUGGACCUUGUCCAUCUGUAUCCUUUUUGUAUAAACUUUUAAAUGUCAAAGAUCUAGAAGGUCAUAAUAAAAUGCUUCUAUAGGUAGAAAAACAUUUAUCUUUCUCAGUGCUUUGCACUAAAAUAUACUGUGAAAGGAAUUUAGAAAGACUGUAAUUGUUGCUGGAAAUGUUCUAUAUUGAAUGUACAUGUUUAUGUUGGAAAAAUGUACUCUAUGUGAUGAAAUAAACCAGACUAAACGUUACUUCAGCUAAAUGUGCUUCAACACAGGUACAUUGGUUGAAACGUAAAUGUUUUAUUCUACUCAGUGACUAUGAGCAGCUACACUUGAAGUAUAUCCUGAUAGUUUUAUUUUUAAGAAGUAAUGAUUUCUCUUUAAUUUAAAAACAUUACUUUUCCACAGAUGGAAAAUUUGUACUUAUAGGUCUAAUGUUAAUGACUAAUAGCAUAAUAUAUUUAGGGACCAAAUGUGUAGUAGGUGGCAUUUAAUUUAUAAACAUCUUCAUUAGUUGCACAUUAUUAAACCUGUAUUUUUGACA